Anopheles stephensi (Asian malaria mosquito) is the source of this 959-nucleotide messenger RNA. It is a transcript of the gene HLH4C, whose product is annotated as helix-loop-helix protein 1. Gene Ontology annotation, biological process: regulation of transcription by RNA polymerase II. The transcript has 2 exons. Gene Ontology annotation, molecular function: RNA polymerase II cis-regulatory region sequence-specific DNA binding; DNA-binding transcription factor activity, RNA polymerase II-specific; protein dimerization activity. The coding region runs from base 474 to 896 and encodes 140 amino acids. The record is from RefSeq and is a predicted model, not a curated record. Lineage: Eukaryota; Metazoa; Arthropoda; Insecta; Diptera; Culicidae.
CAACGACGUCCCAAAUGUUCUUGCUUGCGGUGGGCGUGACUACAGCAUUCCGAUUCGUCCAAUAGCAGCGCAAGGAUGCUGUAUUUUCAAGAUGGCUGCCGCAAUCGUUGCAGCACAAAUGAUGCUUCAGAAGCGUACAGGACCAAGCUUCCGGACGUUUCGUUCAGUAUGCGUUUAGAGCCCAGUGGAAGUGGAUGCAUGAGUUAAGGGUUAAUAAGGCGUUGAAUUGGAAGUAAAAGGAGCAUAAUUGCAUAGAGCCGAUGGACUUUAGCAAGAAAUAGUGCUGUGAUUUAGUGCGGAAAGACUGUGGUGGUUUUCUCCGGUGAGAAUUAAAAAAUAAUUGUGUUAAAACGUGUCUCAAACAUCUUUCACGGACCUUUCAAAGGAAUUAAGUGUGUUAUUAAGUGUGUCUGCAAAAAAUAAAAAAAUGUGUUAAUCACUCACGGUAUUUGGAAGUGCAAUUGAUUUACAAGAUGGUUUAUCACAUGAAGAACCCGAUGGAACUGUCGCCCUGUGCCGUAGGUGUACGCAAGCCACGCACGAAAAGCUCCCAAAUGUGUUCCCCAAAUCACGAUCAUCUUCCCGCCGGCCAAUCACCACUGUACCCGGGUAGCGUGGGUCCAGUGAGACAGCGCAAGCAACAAGAUCCGUCGGUGCAGUCGGAAUUUUCCAACCUGACGCGCGAGGAAAGGCGCCGACGACGACGGGCCACACUCAAGUACCGGACGGCACACGCGACCCGCGAAAGGAUUCGGGUCGAAGCGUUCAACGUUGCGUUUUCCGAGCUGAGAAAGCUGCUUCCGACGCUGCCACCGGAUAAGAAACUGUCCAAGAUAGAGAUACUGAAGCUGGCCAUCUGUUACAUUUCCUACCUUAAUCAUGUGCUGGACGCUUGAUUCUGCUUGUGUUAUUUUAGUUCUACGUUGCAAUACAUGAUUUUUUGAAUCUCUAUAAAACAA